This is a messenger RNA of Sinocyclocheilus grahami, 250 nucleotides long. RefSeq names its product parvalbumin beta-like. Gene Ontology annotation, molecular function: calcium ion binding. The record is from RefSeq and is a predicted model, not a curated record. The transcript has 2 exons. Gene Ontology annotation, cellular component: cytoplasm. The annotation marks the transcript as partial. NCBI's taxonomy places the organism in Eukaryota, Metazoa, Chordata, Actinopteri, Cypriniformes, Cyprinidae.
CUUACAGCCCCGGGGACUUUCAACUACAAGACGUUCUUUGAACAAGUGGGGCUGACGGGUAAAGCUACUUCAGAUGGGGAGAAGGUGUUCAAGGCCCUGGACCAGGACAAGAGUGGAUUUAUUGAAAAAGAGGAGCUGAAACGCUUCCUCCAGAACUUCUGCUCUAAGGCCAGAGAGCUCACAGAGGCCGAGACCAACAGUCUCUUGGCAGCUGGGGACAAUGACGGUGACGGCAAAAUUGGGAUGGAAG